Stylonychia lemnae is the source of this 1197-nucleotide messenger RNA. Lineage: Eukaryota; Ciliophora; Spirotrichea; Sporadotrichida; Oxytrichidae. The record is from the annotation of a GenBank genome assembly.
AUGUAGCAUACAUAUUCUGAAAACAAUGAGGAGAAUUACAUGGCUAGAUCUCUGAAUACGUUAUCAACACCCACAAGUCAGCAGUUGAUAACAAUGAAAUUCAAACCCUCAUCUAAUAGAAGCAGAAAAAGACCAAAAUUUGGACCUGUGAAUAAGUUAAAUUAAUACUAUCCAGAAAAAGAUCUUCAAAUAAUGGAGGAAAAAGAAUCAUAAUCAUAGGGGAAUAUUAGUUUGACACAGGCGAAGUAGAAUGACUGGAAGCCUACUAAACUUGAAUUAGAUUAAAUAAAACUUACAAAUAUUCUGGCUAAACUUGAUAGAGGGCUUUAUGAAGGUGAGUAUAACAGGUAUAAACAAAGACAUGGUUAUGGCAAGAAUUAUUACAGUGAUGGAUCUGUGUAUGAAGGUCAAUGGUAAUAUGAUAAAAGACAUGGACCUGGUGCACUAUUUAGCUAUUAGAAUGAGCAGCAAUUUGCAGGUCAAUGGGAGAGCGAUAUGAGGAAUGGUCAAGGUGAAGUCUUUUAUAAGAAUGGCACUCAAAUGACAUGUUAAUGGACAAACAAUAUCAAAAAUGGCAAAGGAAAAAUUUUAUUAAAGCAUAAAAAGAAAUAUUUAGAAGCAUAAAUACCUGAAUGGUAAUUAGUCUCUGGCUCUUCAUCACAGUUCUGGUGUUAAGUUAUUAUGCUUUUAGAACAUCAAAUAGUCUCUAUAAUUGGCUAUCAUUGUUAACUUACUUCCUAAGCAUUAUUGAAUCGAUAUAAAGCAAACAAUUCCGAGCAAUUCAUUGAUUCUAAGAUAUUAAAACAGUACUUGAAAAAAUAGCGAAUUUAAAGGAGUAGUAUGCGAAGCUUGACUAUGAGAUUCAGAAUUUCCAUUUUACCUCAAAUGAGAUAUCAUUCGAAAAAAAGUAUAACAGUAUUACUUACGAAAAAGAUACAAUUUUCAAUGAUAAGAACUUAAGAGAAAAAGCAAUUAGCACCCAUUGAGCCAAUAAACAGUGGCUUUACGAGGAAUGGAUAGACUGGUCUCCUCCCAUAGAAUCUUUUGAGUAUAUAUCAGAGUUUCAAUUUGUUGAAAUUGACCUUACUAUAGACUUUAUGCUCUCCAGCAUAGCCAAAUAACAAAUGGAGAACAUAUUUAAAGAUUUUAAAAAUAAGAAUAUUCGAGAUGUAUAUUUCGACACAUAGAUUAGACUGA